This is a messenger RNA of Physella acuta, 863 nucleotides long. RefSeq names its product protein FAM136A. Gene Ontology annotation, cellular component: cytoplasm. The record is from RefSeq and is a predicted model, not a curated record. NCBI's taxonomy places the organism in Eukaryota, Metazoa, Mollusca, Gastropoda, Physidae.
CCCCUGUCUCCAGCAGUUUUCAUUCACCACGUAGCUGUACUGUUGACAAAAUGGACGGAGCACAGGCACGAGUUCAAGAAGCUAUUUCCAAAAUGGUUAAUAGCUUAGAUACGGAGUGUUUAAGAAAAAUGCAGGUUGAUAUGUACAAGUGUAGUGCUAAAUGCUGUCAAGAUACUAAAGCCAGCCUUGAGGAUGUACAAAAUUGUAUAGAUGAUUGUUCAAGAGAUGUCACUAAAGCUCAGGCUUAUCUCCAGAAUGAAAUAGAGCUUUUUCAAAAUCGCCUUCAGCGUUGUGCAAUGAGCUGUCAGGACAAAUUGCGAGAUGAGCUUCCAGCAAAGCCUUCCGAUAAAGAUGUAGAAAAAGGACGUUCUAGUUUAGAGAGGUGUGUUAUUCAGUGUGCUGAUCAACAUGUGGAACUGGUUCCUGGACUGACCAAAAAAAUGUUAGACAACUUAAAGAGUAGGAAUUUUUAAUAACUAAUCAUGUUAUAAAGUUUUAUUGUUUACUUGGAAUCUUUGGCAUGUAUGAAAGUGUGUUUGUUAUUCAAAAGUUUUUAUUUAAAAAAGUUUUUAUUUUUACAAUUAUCUAAUGUUGGAAUAAUGAUUUUCCAAUGAGAAACGAUUAAGUUAUAUUAGCAUUGUUCCAAAUGCAUUUACAGUAUUUUUUAUGAAGCAAUAGUCUGUGUAAACCACAGAUAAGUUAUGUGAAUAGCCUCUCUAGUUUUCAAAAAAAAAAGUCUACAUUAGUGUGUAGAGUAAUACUGUUGAACUGAUUAAUUUUUUUUGUAAAGCAACUUCAAGCUGAUGUUGCAAUUGUUGCUUAUUUUUAAAGAAUUAAAAUGAAAAUUUUAUAGUUCUUUUAAA